Molecule: messenger RNA, 1278 nt
Organism: Quercus robur (English oak)
Lineage: Eukaryota; Viridiplantae; Streptophyta; Magnoliopsida; Fagales; Fagaceae
Product: protein FAR-RED IMPAIRED RESPONSE 1-like
Exons: 4
Coding region: 1-1278 (425 amino acids)
Biological process (GO): regulation of DNA-templated transcription
Molecular function (GO): zinc ion binding
Source: RefSeq, a predicted model, not a curated record
AUGUCAGCUGCAAUAAAAGUAGUCAUGCCUGAGACAUAUCAUGCAUUGUGUAGUUGGCAUAUGUGGCAGAAUGCUGAGAAACACUUGGGUCAUUUACUAAAAACUGAGCCUCAAUUUAACGCUGAUUUCUUAGCAUGUAUCUAUGAGUAUGACGGUGAAGAUGAGUUUCUUACAGCUUGGAAUGAAAUGCUAGAUAAGUACGAUGUUCGUGAAAAUAAAUGGCUAAUUGAUCUAUUUAAAUUGAAGGAAAAAUGGGCCCAAGCAUAUGUUAAGAGAACUUUCACUGCAGGAAUGAAGACAACCCAGCUUAGUGAGAGUUUCAAUGCUGACUUGAAGGAUUGCUUGCGUACUGAUCUCAAUAUGCGGGAUAAGGAGUUAGAAGCAGAAUACAACUCUAGACAGAAAUUUCCAAGAUUAAAGCUCAAAAGCUCUCCUAUGCUUAACCAAGUAGCAACGGUGUACACGCCUAAGUUGUUUGAUUUAUUUCAGACAGAAGUUGAAGAGGUAAUGGCACUUUCCAUCCUAGAACGCAAUGUGAGUCGAACACAUAGUUAUGUGGUUGGAGUUUUCAAUCAAAAUGGAAAAUAUGAGGUCAUGUGGAAUCCAUUAGAUGAGACUCUAUCUUGUAGUUGCAGAAAGUUUGAGUCAUUUGGUAUUUUAUGUAGGCAUGGUUUGAAAGUUCUUGAUGUAUUGGAUAUCAAGUUGAUUCCUAAUAGAUAUAUCAUGAAGAGGUGGAGAAGAGAUGCAAAAGAUGGAAGCGGAAAAAAUUGCACAACACAUAACAUUAACCCGGAUACUCGACUAGAAUAUGUAGAUCGGUUUCGAGAUUUAUGUCCAAAAUAUAUUCAAUUGGUGAAUGAGGCAUGUGAAACUAAAGAAGGCCAUAAUAUUCUAAGCUUAGCAAUUGCAGAUUUGAAAAAAAAACUUUGUGACCUUAGGAAUUGCAAAGCUAAUGUAGAAGAAGACAUCAUUAGGCCUUCCACUGAUUUUGCAAACAAAGAAGAUCAAUUAUGUGCUUCGAUUACGAUUGAAAUACUCGCUCAUGACGUCAUGGCACAAAAGCAAACUGAGGAUAUAUCUUCUGGAAAUAUUACUAGUUUUACACAACUUUUAAUGUCGGCUUCUACAAGUUCUACAGUACAUCAAGGAGGCUCAUCAGCAAGUGUUGCAUUAGCAUCACAUUUAGAGAGUACAUCAAGUGUUGUAGGCUCCAACGAAAAAAUUAAUGGUGCUGGAAAUCUCUUGACUCAAGGAAGUGUUGCAAGUGGAGGUCUCUAG